This is a messenger RNA of Diospyros lotus (date-plum), 3687 nucleotides long. RefSeq lists its product as uncharacterized. The coding region runs from base 103 to 1113 and encodes 336 amino acids. The record is from RefSeq and is a predicted model, not a curated record. The transcript has 3 exons. NCBI's taxonomy places the organism in Eukaryota, Viridiplantae, Streptophyta, Magnoliopsida, Ericales, Ebenaceae.
UAUAUCGAUCUUCACGCAAGGAUAGCUAGAAAAGGUUAUAUAUCUAGGAGAGGAUAAUAUAAUUUCAGAGAGAGAGAGAGAGAGAGAGAGAGAGAGAGAUCAAUGAUUAACUGGCAAUUAGAAGAGAAUAAUGAAGCCGCCGCCCGUGCAUCAUUGUUCUUCAAAUGUACGAGGUGGCAAUUAGAAGAGACCAUGGAUCCCAUCAACUGCCCUUUUCACUACUACUGCGACAGCCCCGGCAACCCAAGUAACUACCCUCCUUCUGUUGACAUUCUCGUAGCUUCUUUCUCCAUAGCUUCAUACUUUGCAACCCUAAUCUCUAUGUUGCUGGAAACCUUAUUCCACUGGAAAGUUACUCGUAAUUUUUCUGCCCAACGUCUAAGAAGAUUCAUGCUACCAAACGGCCCCAUUUCCCUACCGAUGACCCUCUUGGCACUCUCCAACGGACGCAGGAUUAGCACCAUAUUUCCACUCUCAUGCAUCGGCCCCUCCAUGCUGCAGCUGAUCCAGAUUUCCGCCAUCGCCGUCGACUGCAUGGCGGCCGAACGAGACCUCAAGUACGCUAUCUACAACGCAUCGACAAUCUCCGGGAUUUUGCAUGCGAGUUUAUACGUCGAUUCGAUCAUCCUGCCUUACUAUACAGGUUUCGACGCCUUGGCGUCCUCAACCCUUUCUGGGGAGUGCACGUCCUGCGUGUGUCGCAAAGAGACGCUCACUGUCGGGGGAAAGUGGGUCUCUUACGGGUAUGGGUACGGGUACGGGUACAGGGGCCGGUCGUCUACUUCAUUUUUAAUCGUGGGUUUGCUUUGUUUAAGGAUUAUUUGCAGAAUAAGUGCAGGGCACGAGAGAAAGAUCGUAUUGGUGAAGGCCCUUUUGGAAAACUUGAGUUGGAUUUCCAUAGCUAUGGAUUGUGCGUGCCUCGUUGUAUAUUCUCCACCCGAAAGGUUUGCUCUGCGGGCUGUAGCUUCGUCUGCCAUUCUUCUCUUGAUUUGUAUUCAUGUGCUCAUGAAGUUGUGCGCCUGGAUAAGGAUUAAGCAAUGGCAGUCGGGAUCGAGGUGUCAAAACCUAAGAUGCCUUCAUACGGACAUGACGAUUUUGGAAAGAAGGCAGUGAAUUAACGUUCGUUUAACAUUGUAUUCUCAAGGCAAGAUGCAAAGAAACGUCAUAAUUAAAUUGAUGGUCACCCAUCUGCAUAAUCCCAAAAAAUGAAGGGAAAACUGAGGUCGGUUCCCCUUUAGGCUUAUUGCAGAAGUUGUAAAUUCUCUAACUUUACUACAAUGCUGCAAAUAUCCCCUGCCAUUGUAUAGGUGUCCAAAAGCUCCAAUGGUCUGCGCUCUAAUGACCCAAUAAAUAUGUACAAUCUUUUUGAAGGAAAAUUCUUAGCUUUUUACUCUUCGCACCUAUAAUUAAAAUAAAUUUAAUAAUUACUCUUCGUAGCCAAAAUUAUUACUUGUUGCAGCCAACUAUAUUCCAAAUUUGCCCUCACUCAUACAAAUACACCUCCCUGCUGCACCUCACCGUCGUUCUCAACCUCCACUCUCCUUUGAAACUUCCCUACACCACACUCGCAGCCGUCGCCUUCUUUACAGCCUGUGCGCGCUUGCUGAGAUAUGGUACGUGGUAGAAGAAGAGGUGAAGCUUCUUAAUCUCGCCAGUCUUCUUCUUCUCGGGAGCGUCCUACUGCGUUAACUAGAAAAAGAAAGAGGAUCGAGAGUUCUAGUGAACCGAAUAUUUUAGAGGCAGUAGAAGAGCCAGUAGCAGAUUAUGUGACACCAGUUGAGGAGCAUCCCAACCCUAAUCAAGGGGAAGCAACGGAUCAACCAUCUUCCUCUCAGCACGAGGAUGAUAUUUCUGAACCAUUACCUGGGGGCCCUAGUGAUAGAUCUAUUUUAAAAAGUUUUAAAAAUCAUGUUGCAUUUGCAAUAUGGGCAGGAGAGGUAAGUUAUAUUAAUUUUUUUAAUAUUUAUCUUUAUAAUUUAAAUAAUUACCUAUUGCAAGUUUUUAUAAUUUAAAUAAUUAGGUAUUUGAAUUUUUUAACAAGAAAGAGGCAUAUUAAAAUGUAGAAAUCAUGGCCUUAAAAUUCCUGAAUGGCCAUUGGAUAAUCAGCCUCGUGUUCGUGAUAUUGUUAUGGGUUCUAGUCUGUCACCAUUGAUAGAGUGUAGUUAUCGAUAUAUAAAUCAUGCUAUAGUCUCAGCAUUUACAGAGAGAUGGCAGCUUAAGACUAAUACAUUUCAUUUACCAUUUGGAGAGAUAAGUAUAACAUUAUAUGAUGUUGCUGCUAUUUGAAGAUUCCAGUAAUAGGAAGAUCUGUAUCUGUGCCUCAUCAGUUGACACCUAGUGAAGCUAGUGAUUUAUUAUGUAGGUUACUUGGGGUUUCAUUAAAUGUAGCAACACAACAAAUUAGAGAGAAUCGAGGAGCAUUUGUAAAAUUAGAUUGAAGAACAUUUAUGCAUAUACCAACUGAGGUUUCUAAUGAAGAGAUUGAACAUAUUAGUAGAGCAUAUCUGUUAUUUUUAUUAGGUUGUACUUUAUUUGUAGAUAAGAGUGGGACAUUAGUUUCAGUAGCGUAUUUGACAUUAUUAGAUGAUUUAAGUAUGAUCGGUAAUUAUGCAUGGGGAGCUGCAUGUCUCGCAUAUUUGUAUCGAUAGCUCGGCAUUGCUACUAGACGAGAGGUGAGGAGUAUUGCUGGAUAUCUUACCUUACUUGAGGUAAUUAUUUUAAUUUUAUAAUUUUAUAUCAUAUAUUUAUAUAUAUUUAACAUAAUUAUUUAUAUUAAAUUUACAGGCAUGGGUGUAUGAGCAUUUCCCUUUUACUAGAAUUAGAUGUAACUUGUUAUAUAGUGACGAUCAGCCACGAGCUCUCCGUUGGAUACCUGUUCGUGAUACUAAUUCUUUACAAUCUAUUAGGGAGUAGCUUGAUGAUUUAUCACCGGAUGAGGUAUUUAUCAAAUAUAUGAUUUGUAAGUUAAUUAAUAUAUUAUAAAAUUACAUUUUAAACUAAAUAAUAUUUACAGUUGAUUUGGACGCCGUAUGGGAGGGUUCAGGCACAACAUCCACUUCCACAAAUUAUAUUUUUCUCAGGUUGUCUGAAAUGUGAAAAUAUUAUAGAACCAUAUCAUCUUGAGAGAGUUUUACGACAAUUUGGACAUGUGCAAACUAUUCCUCCACCCCCAUUAUCACAUGUUGAAGCUAGGCGAGGUUUGGAUACAGCUUCAUAUCGGGUAAUUUAUACAUUUGUUGAUGAUAUUUGGAAUCGAUGGCAUAUGCAUUUAUUACCACCACGUCGACGUGGUAAUUAUUCUAAAUUUUCAUGGCAUUUUACACCUGAAUAUUUAACGUGGUAUGAAGCUAUUACACAUCCAAUUAUACAAAAUCCUAUACAUCGAUCCAGUUUUGAUAGAGGUGCAAAAGAUAUGCUCAGUUUUGCUGAAUCACGUAAUCGACUAGCAUUAUAUGCUAUCAACCAGACGAUAUCAAGUACUAAGCCUGUAUCUACUGAUGCAUGGAGGGAGACAUGUCUUGGGGUGAAUAAUAUUCUAGGUUCUCAGCAUCCUGAUGUUGAUAAUAUUGGAGCGUCCACAUCUCGUACAUCUCCUCUAAAAAGAUAAUUCACUUCGGAUUAAUUAUAGCUUGCUUAUAGUUGUUGUGUAGUUGUUGUUUAUAGCACCAAGUUGUUUAUAGUUGUUGU